AUGCAACUCUUAUCGUGGUCUAGCGCUGCCAAAGCACUUUUUGGUUUAACGGUUGCCAGAUUGCUGCUUGCCUUCCUGUAUCGGCGGCUUUACCGCCACUUAUACUACCACCCACUCGUCCCUGGCAGUGUGGCACUGAUUACUGGUGGAGGGUCUGGAAUGGGGUUGGAAUUUGCUCGGUACUUCGCCCGUGCUAGAUGCCACGUCGUACUGGUGGGGCGAGAUGCCGAUGCACUUCGAUCGGCGUUAGCGUCAUGCGUGGAAUUGGGUUCGCCAAGCGCAGAAAUGGUAGUUGCUGACUUGAACACGAUAGAGGGAACAAAUUUAGUUUGCUUUGGGCUGAGAGAUAUUAUAGAGCAGAAAAGGCUCCAUGGACAGUUUAGGUAUCUUGUGCUCAACGCUGGACUCGGUGCGAUUCUUCCCUUUUCCAGCGGCGUACACUUCUACGAGACGUGCGAGUCUGUAAUGCAGAUUAAUUACUUUGCUAACGUGCGGCUACUGCAGGGACUUCUCUCAUUGUUGGAGGAAACGCAUUCGGCGGCCAACCCCUCGCGUGUUAUUGUUGUGUCAUCACUGGCAGGCGUUUUACCCUCGGUCCUGCGUAGUGCUUACACUGCUUCCAAACACGCCAUACAAGGCUUUGCAAACGCGUUGCGUGGGGAGACGGAAGUGGCAAUAACUCUCUUUUGUCCCGGGUACGUCGACACCGAUUUCCACAGCAAGGCAACACUCAUCAAAGGCGAUGGUGCACCCGUGACAUCUCAUCGUCGUGGCAUGGCUCCGGAUGUAGCUGUUGGGAAGUGUAUGGAAGGCGUGUUGAGCGGUCGAUCAGAGGUGCUAACUCCCUUCGUAGGCAAGUUGGGCUACAUCCUGCGUCCCUUAUUUACCCGUUUGGUAGAUUCUAGGGCAAAAAAGAUGAGUCAUCGCUCUCUCCAGAAAUGA
Molecule: messenger RNA, 942 nt
Organism: Trypanosoma brucei brucei TREU927
Lineage: Eukaryota; Euglenozoa; Kinetoplastea; Trypanosomatida; Trypanosomatidae
Product: short-chain dehydrogenase, putative
Exons: 1
Coding region: 1-942 (313 amino acids)
Cellular component (GO): membrane
Molecular function (GO): oxidoreductase activity
Source: RefSeq, a predicted model, not a curated record